ACGCUUGCUUGGCAACGCCAAGGCUGUGGACCUGCCUCUAUACCAUCGCCCGUCACUAGACUAACCUAGUGAUAAUACUCGGAAACUUUAGAUAUCUGCCGCCCCGGUGAACCAAGGUGUCACAUUCGGACAAAUAUGGAUUUACAAUGGGUGAUGGGCCCGAAGCGCCAAAAGGCCAAGAAGAUCUCGGACGAGACAUGGCAGGAACAUGAAGAGAAUAUCCGCGAAAUGUUUGGGGUCAUGACAUUGGAUCAACUUAUAGCCAACAUGAAGAUGUUGCACGGAUUUGAAGCCACACCGCGCCAGUACUCCACGCGCUUAGAAGGUUGGGGUUUGAAGAAAUACAAGACCAAGCCAACUGUUUCCGACAAUGAAUCUUCAGAGUUUAGUGAAUCAUCGCCCGACCAGUGCGGCAUUGCUCUGAUAGACGCCCAGCGCCCAGCUGUGGAUGCUCCAAAACGACGAAGAAGCGCACAGGACGUUGGUAAUCGAGACAGUCUGCCCUCGGUAUCCGAACUGUCGAAAAAUAAGAAGAGCAAGACAGGUCAGCAGGUCGUAGCUGACUCUUCCCCGGAGUGUGAAAAAGGCAAUGAUUGUGUCCUGACAACCGGCUCUGCUGUAUCCGAAGCCAGUGGGAAUUCCAGCCUGCGUACAGACUCCUCUCGACCUAUUUCAGUCAUCCAAACCAAGAGUCAACCACCAUGGCCCCCCAGCCAGUCAUUGCCAGAACCCCUAGCAGAUUCGUUCUUAGGUCGAUGGCGAACCAUUACAACAGACGAAUUUCUCAAGACCAUAUCCCUGAAAAGAUGCGUAAUCGUCGCACAGGAUGCUGAGGUCUGUGUCCGUAGCGGCUCAAAGCCUAGCACAAAGCUACGGGAGGAUAUGGGAACCAGCCUGAGGAAAAUCGCCGAUUACCUUUUCGCCCUGGGAUAUUUCAAAGAAGCUGCCAACCUCUACAUACUUCUUCUUCUGGACGAGCAGUCGGGCUUCAGUUCCGGUAAACUCUUGACGUACUACCUAAUCAUGUGUGCACGAUCGGCACGGACGUCAGCGCAGUAUGACAUUGUGCAAAACAUUCUAUCGAAACGAUUAAGUUGGUUCACAGUCCGAGGUGUCCUUGCGGCCGAAAGAUUCCUGGCGCACAUUCUCAAGGCUAAGAUGUUCGCGCGGCAGGGAAACCGUAUUCAGGGCACCCGCAAUAUCGGUGCCGCCCAGCGCUUUGCAGAUGAUAUCGCUGAGAUGGGAGAUUGUUUGUUACAUCACUCCAUGGACAUCCUUGUCUAUAUACACUACAAGCGCCUCCAUUCUGUGAGCGCCACGGCCACAUUUCUCGAUCCCACCUUACUGAAAACAGACCCAUCAAACACCAAGACCCUGAGAUCCGUGGAGACAACACCGAUUAGCCACCAUGAUUUUAAGAUUCUUCGGUUGUUCUUACAACCAGAGCAGUCGUUUGAGCACAAGAUUGAUAUAUGGCAUGAUGGAAAGGUUCUUGCGGGUCUAAUGGAAGAGUCUUUCACUUGGUGCCUUGAAACAGUAAAACAACACCGGAAUCUAUCCAUACUAUGGAAGAUGCCAGACUGCAUCAAGCCAACGCAACUUGGCAUCAUGACUCCGCCACCUUGGGAAAACUCGCAAACCCAAGGCGGUUCCAAUCCGGGUACACGAGUUGACGAAGCGACUUUAAGUAUGCGGUUAUUUGAGCGUCUCUGGAAACAGUGGGAGACUGACUUCCCAUCAAACCAACCGAGUCCAAAUCUUGGAAUCUCCGUCGCCGAGCAUCUACAUAUUUGCUCGGAGCUAAUCAUUCAGUAUGGAGUAGAACACAUCACAGGACUAAUGAGUGAGGACUUAGUGGACACCUACCUCCGUCGACUCUAUGACAGGAUGGAACAAAUGAAUGAGAUUUCAUUAUUGCUGGGCCCGUACCAAAAGGCUCCAGGACUUUCGGCCGGCCAAACAGAGUCACACGGAAACUACAUGCUGACGAUGGCUUCAUCGAUCCGGUCUUCUGACUUGUCAAUGGGGAGGAUGAGAGACGCCGAGCGGGCUAUGAGGCAGCGAGCGGCAAGGGGAUCAUGCGACACGAUGACUUCUACUACGUCUCGUAUAUGGCGGGAAUCAGCCUCUAUUGACAGGCUGAGCGAUCAGUUUGAGUCCUUUAGCCUUUAUUCGCCUUCCUGGGCACGGUCUUCGCGGACAACGAGCUCGACUACUACACACAAGACAAUAGCUACGGAAGAAACAUCGCCGGAGUGGAUAUAGGCAAAUCACAGAAAAAGGAAGGAGUAGGCCAGUAUCGGUUCAGUUGCGACCUAUCUACGACAUAGCAGCGUUUUCGGCUCAGACCACCGAAGUGGUAGCUAUCACAGCUCUACCCAGGGAAACCUAGGUGCCCAUUCACGAAGUCAUUGCGAACACGUUACGACCUCGUCGCGUGUGCCCUCCAAACCAGUAUCCUCAGCAGAGCCCAUUUCCUCAUCAACUAUCUCAGCAGAACCUGGGGCAGGAGAGUCCUAGAAACGAGUUAGAAGAGAAGCAGUAACGAAGAGGUAGCGCAC
This is a messenger RNA of Truncatella angustata, 2561 nucleotides long. RefSeq lists its product as uncharacterized. The record is from RefSeq and is a predicted model, not a curated record. The transcript is spliced from 2 exons. Lineage: Eukaryota; Fungi; Ascomycota; Sordariomycetes; Amphisphaeriales; Sporocadaceae. The coding region runs from base 136 to 2265 and encodes 709 amino acids.